AUUUUUGAGGGUCGUUGUUUAAGCCCCCUUUUGUCUCCCUCUUAGCAACUCCAACCUACCCCCGUUAUCUCUUCAACUCCCCUUAAAGCCCCUCUCUCUUUCUCUGAAUCCCCCGUCUCUGUCUCUCUCUCUUUAAGCCUUUCCUCUCUCUCUAACCCCCUGUCCUCGUUCUCUCUCAGCACCCCCUACCGCUCUCUCUCUCUCUCUCUCUCUAUAAGUCCGUGGGGGAAAACUCCUCCUGUUUAUCUCCCUAACCAGAGGUACUCUCUCUCUCUUCCUGUAAGCCCCCUCCCCCCUCUAAGCCCCUCUGGAAAUUUUCCUCUGCUCAUCUCCUACUUACUUCUUGAGUCAGGGCAAGAUGUUCUUCCACAUAAAUUUGGAGCGUAACAUGCAGUUGCAUCCUCGACACUUUGGUCCCCACCUAAGAGACAAGCUUAUUGCCAAGCUCAUGAAAGAUGUCGAAGGUACUUGCAGUGGUCGGCAUGGCUUUGUUGUGGCGAUAACUGGAGUUGAUAACAUUGGUAAAGGGCUGAUUCGAGAUGGGACUGGGUUCGUCACAUUCCCAGUUAAAUAUCAAUGUGUGGUUUUUAGACCAUUCAAGGGGGAGAUCCUUGAAGCAGNAGUUCGCAUGGUAACUUGGAAAAUUUUGUGAUAUGUGCAGAUGGGUUUUUUUGCUGAAGCAGGGCCUGUGCAGAUUUUUGUUUCAAAUCAUCUUAUUCCUGAUGAUAUGGAAUUUCAAUCUGGAGACGUGCCCAACUAUAUGACGUCAGAUGGAUCGGUCAAGAUUCAAAAGGAUAGUGAAGUGCGGCUGAAGAUUAUCGGGACACGUGUUGAUGCUACAGAAAUAUUCUGCAUCGGUACCAUAAAGGAUGAUUUCUUGGGAGUUAUAAAUGAUCCAGGCGCAACCGCAUAGAAGCCCUUUUCAAGUAUCCAACUCUAUAUGGAAUUUGAUAUUUGAUCAAAUGAAUGACACAGAAAUGUCAUAUUGGUAGGAUUUCUGUCAACUUUGGUUGGCAUGUUCUGCAACUUUUGCAUGAGGGUUGAUGAUGCUGAAAUGCAAGUGUUCUUGGGUUCUCACUUAUGAAGCAAGUGCAAGUCAUGAUAUGGGUUUUCAAAUCUGAUCACAGGUUUUAUGAUGCCAGGUUAUAGAAUCUGAGCAUGGCUUUCCUCAGUUUAUGGACAACCAAUUUGAGAAACUACUCACCAAUUGAAAUUCUUGGGCUUUGGGUUUUAUAAUAGUUCAUCCUUUUGGACAAGAGUCUAAUUUUCUAAUGUGUUUCAAAGCAAAUUUGACAUAUCAAGGUCAUAAACAGUGUUUUGUUUAUAAUUAUCAAAGUAUUGGGAGGAUCUUGAGGCAAAAUGCACUAUCUUAGCUACAGCUUGUGAAUGCCAUUGUAACUUAUCAGAUUCGGACAAUCGUGCUAUUCUUAUGAUCAUAUUUUGGGUUCUUUUUAA
Messenger RNA from Amborella trichopoda, 1455 nucleotides. The record is from RefSeq and is a predicted model, not a curated record. NCBI's taxonomy places the organism in Eukaryota, Viridiplantae, Streptophyta, Magnoliopsida, Amborellales, Amborellaceae.